This is a messenger RNA of Tinamus guttatus (white-throated tinamou), 2890 nucleotides long. The record is from RefSeq and is a predicted model, not a curated record. NCBI's taxonomy places the organism in Eukaryota, Metazoa, Chordata, Aves, Tinamiformes, Tinamidae.
UCAUACUUACUUUGUAAUAGAGUAAAUAAUGAUUUUUAUGUUAACAGAUAACUGUGACCUGCAUUUUAAAAUCUCGAGAGACCGGUUUAGUGCUUCCUCUCUGACCAUGGAAAGCUUUGCUUUUCUUUGGGCUGGAGGAAGAGCCUCCUAUGGAGUUUCUAAAGGCAAAGUCUGCUUUGAGAUGAAGGUUACAGAAAAGAUUCCUGUUAAACAUCUGUAUACAAAAGACAUUGACAUACACGAAGUGCGAGUUGGCUGGUCACUGAACACAAGUGGAAUGUUGCUCGGUGAAGAGGAAUUUUCUUACGGAUAUUCGCUGAAAGGAAUAAAAACAUGCAAUUGUGAGACUGAGGACUUUGGUGAGAAGUUUGAUGAAAAUGAUGUGAUUGGAUGUUUUGCUAAUUUUGAUGGUGAUGAAGUGGAGCUCUCGUAUUCCAAGAAUGGCCAAGAGCUUGGAGUGGCCUUCAAGAUAAGUAAGGAAGUCCUCGAUGGGCGGCCACUCUUCCCACAUGUUCUCUGCCAUAACUGUGCAGUUGAGUUCAACUUUGGUCAGAAAGAUGAGCCCUACUUUCCUGUACCUGAAGAGUUCACCUUCAUCCAGAAGGUUCCCCUGGACGAUAGGGUCCGAGGACCAAAGGGGCCUGAGCAAAAGAAGGAUUGUGAGGUGGUGAUGAUGAUUGGCUUGCCUGGAGCAGGCAAAACUACCUGGGUUACCAAACAUGCAGCAGCAAAUCCUGGGAAAUAUAACAUUCUUGGGACAAAUACCAUUAUGGACAAAAUGAUGGUUGCAGGUUUUAAGCGGCAAAUGGCAGACACCGGAAAACUUAACACACUGUUGCAGAGAGCUCCACAGUGUCUUGGAAAGUUCAUUGAGAUUGCAGCUCGUAAGAAGCGGAAUUUCAUUUUGGAUCAGACAAAUGUGUCUGCAGCUGCGCAGAGGAGAAAAAUGUGCCUGUUUGCAGGCUUCCAGCGCAAAGCAGUUGUUGUUUGCCCAAAAGAUGAAGACUACAAGCAAAGAACACAAAAGAAGGCAGAGGUGGAGGGAAAAGAUCUUCCAGAGCAUGCAGUUCUCAAAAUGAAAGGGAACUUCACACUGCCAGAGGUAGCGGAAUGUUUUGAUGAAAUAAUCUAUGUAGAGUUACAAAAAGAAGAAGCUCAGAAGCUCUUGGAACAAUAUAAAGAAGAAAGUAAGAAAUCUCUUCCACCUGAAAAGAAACAGAACACUGGCUCGAAGAAGAAUAAAAAGAGCAAUAAAAAUCAAUUUAAUAGAGGUCAGAGAGGACGUGGAGGAUUCAACAUGCGUGGCAAUUUCAGAGGAGGAGUUCCUGGCAACCGUGGUGGAUACAACCGGCGGGGAGGCAACAUGCCCCAGCGAGGUGGUGGAGGUGGUGGCGGUGGCGGCGGCAGCAGUGGUGCCAUUGGCUAUCCCUAUCCUCGGGGCCCUGUCUUCCCCAGCAGGGGUGGCUACUCGAACAGAGGAAACUAUAACAGAGGUGGAAUGCCCAACAGGGGGAACUACAACCAGAACUUCAGAGGACGGGGAAAUAAUCGUGGCUACAAAAACCAAUCUCAGGGCUACAACCAGUGGCAGCAGGGUCAAUUCUGGGGUCAGAAGCCAUGGAGUCAGCAUUAUCACCAAGGAUAUUAUUGAAUACCCAAAUAAAUGAACUGAUACAUAUUUCUCCAAAACCUUCACAAGAAGUCGACUGUUUUCUUUAGUAGGCUAACUUUUUAAACAUUCCACAAGAGGAAGUGCCUGCGGGUUCCUUUUUUAGAAGCUUUGUGGGUUGAUUUUUUUCUUUUCUUUUUUUUGUACAUUUUUAAUUGCAGUUUUAAAGUGAUUCGUAAGAGAACCUCAGCAUUGUGCACGAUAAGAGAAUGUGUCAGUAUUUCAGGGUUCUACAUUUUAUCUGUAAAAUGUGACUUUUUUUUUACCACAACAAAAGUAAAACGUUGCUUUGUACCUGGUGUCUUUUUAUUAAAGAAUUUUCUCCUUUUCCCCCCAUCCCCCAAUUUCUAAGAAACAGUCGUGAGUCAUGUCACAAUAUGAUAGAAAUGUUAGCAACCAGAUUCGUAUAGAGGCUCCUUAGUAGCCCUUAUGAAUAUCAUGAGAUUAUGUAAAGCUCUGUAUUACACUCCAUCCUCUCUAUGAAGCUUCUGGGUGGGGACGGGAGGAGGGGGAGGUAAAAGUUUCUGGCAAUAACUAGGACUUUUUUGUAACACUUGGACUUCAAUAGAUGUUGGGGCAAAGAGGAAACCUGGAGCUGAAUAGUGAAGGUGGAGUGUAUAUAGAAGCUCUUCAAGCUGUAAAAACUUGGUUGCAUUAUUUGUGGAGGCUCAAACUUGUGAAGGUACAACACCAUAAUUUCUUUUCCAUUUGUUCUGCAUUUUGAUUCUGAAAAGAAGCUGGCUUUGCCCAUUUCUUAUUAAACAAAACUUGUUGUAAAUCCAGUUGUCUAAUGGGAUCUAUAUGAAGUUAGCUGUGUGUCUGUAUAACCCUUUCCCCCCAAAAUACUGUAUACCUAGUGUGCUUGUAGUAGUUACUCCACCAUUUUGUAAGCUAAUUAAACUGUGAGUCACCCAUUUUAUAUCUAAUUUUUAAUCAUGUCAAUUCUCAAAUGGGUGUAUCUCCUUAGCCUGCUGAUUUCCUUUUUCUCUUUAAAGAAAGUGGGUGGAGAAAUUUAAUUCUAGACGUUUGUUUGCAAUAAAAUAAACUCAUUUUACUCUUGUUUUGGGAUUGUUGCCAUCAAGGUCUAAAAUCCCUUUAAGGCUAUAAAGAGGAAGAGAUUGUAUAAAAGCAAAUGAUGUUGGAUAGUCUUAAGCUCAUUACUAUGUCAAUGCUGAAAUACUUGUGUUUCUUUAAAAAUCUAAAGUGGUGGUUGCUCUGUUA